AUAGACUAUCAAAUCAGUCGAUGCGCGAUGUAUUAUUUUUUCCCUGUUAUUUUACAAGAUUUCGUGUCGCGUUUGGUACACAAUGUCGCUUAUGUAAUAAAUUUGUCCCGUGAUUUUGCGCAUUGUACACAUAACGAGCCAUCCGCGUCGAUAUGCUUCGAUGUAUUCAAAUGAAACUGUAUUCGCCGGACGAGUUACGCGAACUAACAUCUUUCCAUCGAUCCUAUUUUUUGUUCUCCGAUUUACGAAACAUGUUCGAAGCGAUCUCGAGUACUCCCGAACCUGCUGACCCGUUCGAACUCGAAGAACUGGCGAGAUGGAAAGCGAAUCGUAGGAGGUUCGAAGAUUCUUCUUGGACGAACCCGAACCUUCUUCCUCAAGAUCGUGAACCGUACUGAUAGGAACCGUUUGUAGACGAUCGGCAUCGUGGUAAAUACGCUUGCUCACGCGCUCCGAUUUGGUCACUCGCGGGAUUUAUCGAUAUCGUUCGCCUCCGUGGCCGGAAAGAGGGACAUAUCUUGUAAGUACGUAUACAAGUAUGCGGUCUCCGUUGUCGUUGUACGAGUGAAUUGGCGUGCAAAUCUGUCAUUGUAUGGGUGUAUGUACGUAUGUGCGCGUGCGAGAGCGUGCGAACGCGUUACCGAUACAUUGAACGCGGUCUCAGAAGAUAUCGCUAAGUGGUUGCCGAUAUAAGGAACGGAAGAUCAGUCUAAAACCACCUGUCUUCGAAGGUGGAGGUUCUCUCUCGGUUAAUCUGAUCCGUGUGAUCGGAACGGAUUUCAUCGAGGUCCUGGAAAUCGGCUGGGAAUCAACGCCUCCAACGAUCCACGGGCCGCUAUGGAGAGAUUCAAGAGGAAACGGAAGAGGACCGACAGUCAAAAGAAAGUAUUGCUCUCCAUCGUCGAUCCCUGGGACGUCAGAGUAGCCAGUGUCGAUCCGAUCGGCUUGGCCGAGAGACGAGGCGUUUCUUUGUCGAUCUUACCAUCGCAAUCGAACGGAAACACGGUAAAGGAAACUCUGUAUCCAGGUAGAAUCGUCAGGAUACCGUCGCCUUGGUACAAACCGACCUACAGCAACGCGUUGGAUUCAUCGUCCAUCGUUGGAACCGUUAAAUCGAGCUCCUCCGAGGCUACCUGGCUGGAUCCUUGGCAAAGUGCCAACAGGUCAGCGAUCGAGAUACGAUCCAGUUCACCGGAAGUAGAAGAAAAGUUGAGAAGAAAGGCAAAUCGAAGGGAAGAGAAGAAUUCGAGAAGAAACUGUGCCCUCCGGAACGAGCAGACUAUUCCGGAUGGCAAUGGAUUAAUCGCCGCGACACCGGAAGUCGCGCGUAAUAAUUUCGAUCACGAGCACACUGCUGGCACAGCUAGAGUGCGUUUCGAGAACGAAGAUCGGCCAAGGAGUUCCACUUGGGCAUCAACGUACGACGAAACAGAUCACGCGAGGGAAAAGAAUCAUUUGUACCCGACGAAAACGAUCCAAAUACCAAGCGCGAAUUACUUUGAAAACGGUAAGACGAGGAUCGACGACGAGGAAGAUAUCGAGAAGAAAAGGUACAGGAUAACCGAAGACCCGGAUACUCUUAACCGUGGAGGAUCCUUCGAGGAGAAGGAAUUGGUGAACGUCGUGCAAAACUUGGUGACGUCAAGAUACAGCCCCGUUCUCAGCUGCGCCCAAAGGAGAUUAAGCAGAAGACCGCUAUGCCCUCGAUGCAAAUAUCGCGAAGAAACGAUCACAGUAGACCCCUCGAACGUGGCGGAACGUAAUGGAAGCGUACCUGUUCCGGAGACAAAGAAAAUUAAGGAAAUCAAGAACGGAACGAAGGAAACGAGCCUCUGUGGAUCGCAGUUACGAAGAACGAGUAUCUCGAUGCCUACGAAUCUCGACGAAAUGGAAGCACUUCGAAUCGACAGACCAAAGGAAACCGUGUCAAAGUUCAGGAGAUCGGACAGCGACGACAGCAGCAGCGUAACGUUCAGCAACAGCGGUUCGACGCCCAAUGGAAGUCCGCUCGGCUCCGAAACCGAGGAAGAAGCGAACGACGAAGAGUUGGCCAAAGUACCGUUGCAAGCUCCACCUCGAAGAAAAAGCAGAGCCAUUUCACCGAUGAUCAAUCAAAAGCUUGGGAACGAUCCGAUGGAGCUGACCGGUGGCCAGAGCGCAAAUUCCACGAUAACCAGCGUUAAUAGCAUCAGCAGCCUGCUGAAGGAGAAGCUCCAGCUGUCCAUACCUCAAGCUUUGCGAAGCAGCAAAAAGAGGCAAAACGCUGACUAUCGGCUUCGAGCUUUCGUUGGAAUACUCUUUCUCUGCGUCGUUUUCCUCGUGGGCUUUGCACAUAUUUAUUACACGCAACACGUUCUUCAACGAGCUUAUUUCGACAAGUUCAGAUUCAACAAAAACGUCAGGGUGAUGCACGUGUACAGCAACACCGGGGCGGAAGUGAUCGCAGCGCGAUUAGGCGAAGGAAUACCAGCCGACACCGGUGUUUUUCCCUGUUUACCUCAUCACCAGAUGCAGGACUCGGUUUGCCUGGAAUGGCUUCAACAAGCUCGUUUGUACCUAGCUCAUACGCAACACUCGGACAUGAAUUGUUAUCACGUCACUUGGAAGAGCCUGAAUUCUUACCAUAAUCCGAAAGAUUGCUUCGAUUGGUCACCGAAGAGAGGACACUGGUACGGCGCGGGUCAAAUACAGAACAUGCCUUAUCCACUGGAACGUGGCCGGCUCGAUUUGAGCCCUUUUAUCACCGGUGACAUCACCAAGCAUCCUUUUGGCAACGUUUUGAAGAGAUACUUCUUGAAUUCGAAAGGGGCGACGAUACUCGUCGACCCGGAAACGCCUCUUUACGUGUCCAUCAACGCCAACAGAAGCAACGACUUUUGUUUGCAGGCCAAACACGACGCGUUCGCCUACAUCAAUCACUUGACGCAAUUGCCACAGUUGAAUUAUACUAUUUGUGCGACGGACAACAUGAAAAACUUGCACUCCUCCAUGGCAGAGAAGUCGUUGUGGGACGGAUUGAAGCCGGACGAGCUUCACGCCGUUCACUCGUUACUCUCCGAACCGGUCUGGCAAAUUUCACCCAUCAACGAGGGGGCUGUUUAUAAUUAUACCGAGGAUGUGAUAGCGUUGGGCUUCUUGCGACAAGGCCACGUUCUGUUGAGCGAAGAGUGGCAACCGAGUCCCGGUGAUUUCGUGCUGGACGAGGAACGAUUCCCCUCGAUGGAGGAAACGAUCAACAUCAUUCAUCGUCGAGGGUUUAGAAUCGUGUUCACGAUCCAGCCGUUCAUAUCCACGGAGUCUGUGAACUUUAAGGACGCGGUUUCGAACAGGCUGUUGAUUUCUGAGAGAGGAAGCGAUCCCAGGAUCCCUGCAUUGACCAGAUACAAACAGAGCAACAGCGUCGGCGUUCUAGACAUCACCAACAACAAAACUUUGCCUUGGUUUCAGUCGAAAUUGGAGAGCUUGAUCAUGAAGUACCACGUGGAUUCGUUCUACCUUGAUCUGGGUACCGCGCAAGACAUGCCUCACUAUUACAAGUGCGAACAACCGUUGACUAAUCCUGAUCAUUACAAGACGAUAUUCACAAAAGCGAUUCUGGGGUCUGUGCCAGUGAUCGGUGUCUCAGGGGCGAUCUCCAGACCGAGAGCCCCAGUCUUCGUGUCUCUUCCCCCGUUCUCGUCGUCUUGGAAAGCUAUCAAAACCGUUAUUCCAACCGUGUUGACUUACGGAAUGAUAGGCUAUCCAUUUAUUAUGCCAGGUGCCGUUGGCGGAGACGUAGCGUUGCCCAUGUCGGACAACAAUCCCGACAACGAUUUUGAAGUGAGCCUACCGGACAAGGAAUUGUACGUCAGAUGGUUGCAGUUAUCCACCUUCUUACCGGUGAUACGUUUCACUCAUCUACCCAGCAAGUAUUCGGACGAGUCUGUGUUAGAGAUAGCCAAAAGGCUGACAACCCUCAGGCAGAAAACUGUGACACCGUUGUUGAAGAAAUACGCGAAAGAAACGCUGGACACCGGUCUGCCGAUAAUCAGACCACUUUGGAUGCUGGAUCCGGCCGAUCCAGCCUGCCACGUGGUCGUGGAUGAAUUCUCUGUUGGCGAAGAGCUUAUCGUAGCGCCGGUACUCUAUUCUGGGAGCAGACAGAGAGAGGUUUAUCUACCAGCUGGUGUAUGGAGAGACGGGAUCGAUGGGAGUCUGAGGAAAGGAUCUAGAUGGAUCCACAAUUACAGAGUAGCGGAGGACAAGGUCGCUUAUUUCGUGAAAAUGCCGGAUAACACGAGAUUUUAAUCGUCGACCUAAGAAUAUUUUAUACAAAACACUUAUUCGUGAAAACGUAAAUUGAUAGGAGUUACUAUUCCUAUUUUAUAAUAAAUAACUUGAUUUUAAUAAUAGAGACACUGAUGUAGAGAAAUAAAUAUUUCCAUGUGCGAUACACAGGUUUUUUUAAAUAAAACAAUAUCGCGUCCAUCAAACUGCAAAUAUUCCAACGCUCCGAGAGUUAGUAUUUAUUCGUUUGUAUUAGAAAAAUAUAUAUUUAUUUUAUUCUA
Osmia bicornis bicornis is the source of this 4547-nucleotide messenger RNA. RefSeq names its product myogenesis-regulating glycosidase. The record is from RefSeq and is a predicted model, not a curated record. Gene Ontology annotation, molecular function: hydrolase activity, hydrolyzing O-glycosyl compounds. Bases 838 to 4287 code for a protein of 1149 amino acids. Lineage: Eukaryota; Metazoa; Arthropoda; Insecta; Hymenoptera; Megachilidae. Gene Ontology annotation, biological process: carbohydrate metabolic process. The transcript is spliced from 11 exons.